This is a messenger RNA of Toxoplasma gondii ME49, 13491 nucleotides long. RefSeq names its product dynein, axonemal, heavy chain 2 family protein. The record is from RefSeq and is a predicted model, not a curated record. The transcript is spliced from 67 exons. Gene Ontology annotation, cellular component: dynein complex. Gene Ontology annotation, molecular function: dynein light intermediate chain binding; dynein intermediate chain binding; minus-end-directed microtubule motor activity. Gene Ontology annotation, biological process: microtubule-based movement. Bases 1 to 13491 code for a protein of 4496 amino acids. Lineage: Eukaryota; Apicomplexa; Conoidasida; Eucoccidiorida; Sarcocystidae.
AUGAGCGCUGUCGGUGGGUACGGGUCUGGACGCACCACGGAGACCGGUGAAUCCGGGUUCCUAGAAAAUGGGUCAACCGAAAGGGUCCUUCUGGACGCCGAUGCUUGCGCCGCCUGGCUGAAGCCUCGGUUGCCGUUCUCAACUUUUGACGCUGAGGAGCACUGGUCACCAGCUUACGGCGAAUCGUUCCUGGCGUGGUGCCAGGAUGCGACGCAAGCCAGACUUUUCGUGCAUUUUGACAAGCCCGCUGACGGGGCACCUCACCUUCGCUUCGUCAGAAACCGGAUCCCUGAGGAUGUUCGCUCUGCAGAAAUCGACGAGUUCGUCUUCUUCGCGAAGCGAACGUCGACCCCGAUCACGGCUGUGAACUUGAACGAGCAAGUGUUCUUUACCUGCAUCCGCGGGGACAUGUUGAAAUAUCUGCUGACACUCAUAGGCGGAGUCUACGUUCCUCUUUCUAUGAAGGAGCAUGGUUGGCCCGAGACUAUUCGCAAAGACUUCACGGGACAGCUGCAACGAUUCUUGGCUACGGUAACUGAGAACAUCUACAAAGCGAAAGGCGCGACUCUGUUGUACGUCCCUAUCGACGACUUGUCAGACUUGGAAGUAGCGUUGAAGGACAAGGAUCUCGUCCAGCGCUUGGAGGCAACGGUCAUCCACUGGACUCGCCAGAUCAAAGAAGUCAUGAUGGUUCAGGAUACUACUCAAGAAGCAGACAAUACAGGCCACCUUGACGAGAUCCGUUUUUGGAGGGAGCGGGCUGUGAACUUCUCCCGAUUGAUGGAGCAGUUCAAAAGUCAAGCUGUUCAGAGAAUCUUUCAGCUGCUUGAACGCUCGAAGUCAACCUACUUGAAACAAUUCAGAGUCGUUCAAGCGGAUGUUGAGCAGGCAUCCCUGGAGGCAGAAGACAAUCUGAGGUUUCUGUCAGCUCUAGAGAAGCCAUCCGAGAAGUUGGCGCAGGCGAAACCAAAGGAGAUUCCCUCCAUUCUACGACAGCUUCUGAACUCGGUCCGAAUGAUCUGGUCAACAUCUACCUACUACAACACAUCCGACCGCAUUUCAGGUCUGCUGAGAAAAAUCUCUUCCGAAGUGAUAAAACGGUGCCAAGCUGCCAUCGAUCUCAAUUCCAUAUGGAGCGGCGUGGUCGAUGAUGCAAUGACGUCUCUUGAGCAGUCAAUAGAAUGCGGAAGAGCGUGGAAAGGGCUUUACCAACCGAUGUGCAAACUGGUCAAGCGCUACAGUCAAGGACGUGAAUGGGACUUUCCUGAAGGAGCUGUUUUUGCCGAGAUCGAUGCCUUUGUCCAAAGGUGUUGCGACUUGCUAGAAGUCUGUGAGUGCCAAAGACACUUCAACACUCGCGCCCAGCAAAUCGUCUUGCCACUAUUCGGAGGACUACGUUGCAAAGAAGUAACAAGAAGCAUCUAUGAAAUCGAGGACUCCUUCGCUAAAGGACUACGAAGACUACGUGAUCUGGACUACUUUGUGCUCGAUGUGAAAGCCGCACGGUGGCAUGACGACUUUGCAGUUUUCAAAAAUCAGGUUAAGGACCUCGAGUUCAUGUACAAAAAUGUCAUCACGUCAGCCUUAGAGGGCGUCCAGACAGUCGACGGAGCGUGCCAGGUUUACGAUGCUUUCUAUUUGCUGGCAAAGCGUACGCGAAUCAAAAAAUUUCUUGAGAAGAAAAGUGCAGAUGUAUGGACUCUUUUCAUACAGGAUCUCACUCUCGUAAAACGGCAAUUUGAGUACAUUCGGAAAAAUCCGACUCAGUCUCUUUCUGUUCCCUAUCAGCAUCCACCACAUGCAGGCCUCGGCCUGUGGGCCCGUGGGCUGAUCUUGAAGAUUCAGAAUCAGAUGGACACACUCGACUCCAUGCACUACUUGCCUUCAUGUAGAGAGGCAGAAGUCGCACGGGAGAACUUCAACAGCAUUCGCUCUAUGCUCGUUUCUUUCACAGAGCAAUCCUUCGAGGAGUGGACCCAAGAGCUGAACGCCCUUGAUGGGAACACUGCGGCACUGGCGAAGAGCCUAGAACGGCCUUUGUUGAUCCGGGCGGACGCAAAUAUUCUUUCCCGUGGCAGGGGCGGACAGCUGGAAAGCAACUUCGAUAAGACGUUGCUGAAGAAUCUCCAAGAGGCGUACUUCUGGCAGAAGAUGCAUAACCAAGGGAUCAAUCUGCCUUAUGCAGCCCAUGAAAUGCUGCGACAACGCGAUAAAUUGAUGGCUCUUCGCGAGCAUGUCCUUCGCGUAGUUAGAGAAUAUAAUCUCACCCUAGAGACUAUAGCGCCAGAUGAGCGAAGGCUCUUUCAGCAACACAUCAAGACGCUAGACAAGAAAGUCGCACCUGGAAUUCAAAAGCUGACAUGGAACUCAAAAGGAAUCAAGGAGUUUUUCGUCCGUGACACGUGCAGAGAAUGCCAGGUUGUCUACGGCUUUGUCCGCCGGUUCCAGACGAACCACCAGACAAUUUUAAAUCACUGCAAGGGCAUUUCCGAGUUGCAUUUUCUUUCCAUUGAUCGGCGGAAAAUCUACGCGGAUGAAGAAUUCCGCCAGGCACAAGCCGCUAAGAAAGUCGAGAUGGAGGCAUACUUGUCUGAAGCACAUGCAGGCAUCUCUGCGGUUCUGCAGGACUCUCAGCGGCUGUUCGAGGACCAUCCUCCCGAGAUACAGCGAGAGUGGAAAAUGUAUGUUGAGAAGGUGGACAAGCGAGUGGGGGAUGCCCUGAAGAAGGCCGUGCGAACUUCGCUGCAGGAAUUGUCGAAAGUACUAAACCCGGCUGAUGGUAAAAACAGCACCGUUGACGUGGCUCCCUUGUUCAAAGUCUACGCUGUGCUGGACAGUCACAACCGCAUGGAUUUCAAGCCAACCAUGGCAGACCUCAAAGAGCUCCUGCAAGUUGUCUGCAAGGAUUUGUGUCUCACUCUCCACGUCGUCCCGCGUCUCUGGGAGUAUCUCCAGACUCUCAGGGAAAGAGACAGCGAAUUUCCAGACGACGACAACUCGGAGAGAGAGGAGCAUCGAGCGGAGGGAGAACCUAAGGCGGAGGGAAAAAAGCAACUGUCGACUUUCUAUGCAAUGAUUUCCAAGGAUGACGACUGUGUCCGCAUAGUCGUUCAGAUUAUGAAAGGCAUGGCGAACUGCGCGUUGAAACUACAGGAGAGACUCAAGUGGUGGCAUAACAACUACCACCCGAUCGUUUCACAGAACAAGGAAGAUAUUAUUAGAAAGUACGCCAGAACGGAACGACCUCUUCCAGUCAUCUGCACAAAUAUCCAAAGGUACAAGGAGCUCCAGGCAGACAUUCAGCAAGAGGAAUUCAAGAUUACGCUGUGCUUCUUAGAGGCGGAUUUCACGCUUUUGAAACAAGCUUUGAUGAAGCAUUGCCAACAGUGGCAAGCUCAGUUGGUGGCCUACUUGCAUAGGAAUGCGCUUUUGGAAGCUGACAACCUCCUGGCGUACUUCACGUCGAACGCUGAGCGUUUGAGGCAGGUGCCGACGACGACAGAGGAAAUUCGAGAGAAACUGAAUCUCUGGCACAGAUGCAAAGCUGAUAUUCCGUACCUCGAAGACCGCAUACGUCCUAUCGAGGAGCAAUUCGCAAAACUUGCAGAGCUGGAUGUUCAAAUUCCUGAGUUCGAAGACACCAAGCUGCAGUCGCUUCGCCCUAGAGCGCAGCAGUUUGAAUCCAUGCUGGAGGAGACGGAAGUCAUGCUCAACAAGACGAAGAAGUCUAUGGCAGCGGACAUCGAGAUGCUGAUGCAGGCUGUCGGGAAACAGGCCGCUGACCUAUUCAAGCAGUUCAGUGCUUCUGCGCCCUUCGAUGGCGUUGCCUUCAACUACGACUCGCAGAUCGCCUUCAAUACAAUUGCCCUGUACAGGGGAGAAGUCCAGAAGCUCCGCGACAGCGAAGAGCGACUCAAGCCGAAACUUGAAUUCUUCGAACUAGAAGCCAUGCAGUACAAGGAACUAGCGAAAAUGGAGAGCGACUUCCAAAUGCUGACUGAUAUAUGGACUCUGGCGGAACAAUGGGAGUCCGAGUGGAACCGAAUCAAGAUGAAGGCGCUGUACGAUCUGAGCAUGUCUGACCUAGAGCUGACGGCUGAUGCCUUCCAGGGUAGACUGGUGAAGAUGAAGGAAAUUCGCACUUGGCCCAUCUGGCGGAAGUGCCAGCAAGAAGUCGACCAAUUCCGGAAGGGACUGCCUCUCAUCAGCAACUUGCGCAGCCCGGCGCUGAGAGAGCGACACUGGCUGCGUCUCAAGAAGGAAGUUGCUGAGCCUUUCGAUCCCCAUUCUAAGGAGUUCACUCUCAAUUCCGUCGUCCAGCUUGAUUUGGUCCGGCGAGCCGAUCUCAUCGGCCGCUUGGCGGACGAAGCUCGCAAAGAGUUCAAAAUCGAAACUGCUCUUCAAGAGAUCGCCUCGACGUGGAAGAACAUGCAGCUCGACAUUGGUCCCCACAAAGACAUGUUGCUCAAGCUCAAGAGCAACGACGACCUGUUCAACAUCCUCGAAGAGAACAUCCUCGCGCUGAGCGUGAUGAAGUCGAACCAGUACCACCUGCCCUUCAAAGACGAAGUUGACUACUGGGAAACGACGCUCGCACACAUUUCCGAAGCGAUCGAAUGGCUUCUCCAAGUUCAGAAACAAUGGAUUUACCUAGAAAACGUCUUCAGAGGAUCCGAUGACAUCCGAUCCAUGCUGCCACAGGAAGCGACCGUCUUCGAUGGAGUACACGUCAUGUUCGUCGGCCUCUUGUUUCGCCUUCAAGCUGACACAAGCGUCCUGCGUGCAUGCACAAUCCCGGGACUCGUCGCCGACUUGAACGAGAUGAAUGAUAAACUCGAUCGUCUGCAGAAGUCGCUCGACGACUACCUCGAGAAUAAGAGGCAAGAAUUUCCGAGGUUCUACUUUCUCUCCAAUAGCGACUUGCUCGAGAUUCUUGGACACUCCAAGGAGCCCGACCAGAUUCAAAAGCAUAUCAAGAAGAUUUUCGAAGGCAUCAAACUUCUCGACCUCAUUCCGCCGGGCAAGAGGCAAACGAAAGCCUGGGAUGCCGAGGGUAUGAUCGCUCCAGACGGGGAAAAGGUGAAAUUCCAGCCGAAGAACGUUGUACUGGAAGGGCCUGUUGAAGUGUGGCUGAACAAGGUGGAGAAAGGCAUGCGCGAGACGCUGAAGCGUCUGCUCGUGUCGACACACCAAGCGAAUCUGGCGAAGGGAACCAAGAAGGAACGCUGGGUCCUCGAGUGCUGCGGCCAACUGGCUAUCACAUCCAGUCAGAUUGCCUGGACCAGCGACACUGAAAAUGCAUUGAGAAAGAUUGCGAAGGGAAACAAGAAUGCGCUCAAGCAACUGAAGAAGCAGCAGUGUCGAUAUCUGUCGAAGCUGAUUGACUUAGUGCGGAAACCGCUGACUCCAGUCGAACAGUCCAAGAUCGUCUCUCUUAUCACAAUCGAAGUGCAUGCGAGAGAUGUUCAGGAGAAACUCAUUCAGAUGCGCUGCGAAAACGACAACUGCUUCGUGUGGAAGUCCCAACUUCGAUUUGAACUGCGGGACGACAUUGUCGAGGACAAACAGGGCAACUCCAGUUCGGCUCCUGGACUCGGCGUGAUGACUUGUCACGUUCGCCAGACCGAAACGUCGCUCCCGUACGGCUACGAGUACCAAGGCAACAACGGACGCCUCGUCAUCACUCCUCUCACUGACAAGUGCUACAUGACUCUGACUAUGGCACUUCAUUUGAAGCUCGGCGGGUCGCCACAGGGUCCCGCUGGGACUGGAAAAACAGAAACAGUUAGAGAUUUGGGGAAAGGCGUUGCGAAACUGGUCCUUGUCUUCAAUUGCUCCGACGCCCUGGACUACAUUUCCCUCGGAAGGAUUUUCAGCGGCUUGGCGCAGUCCGGCACAUGGGGCUGUUUCGAUGAGUUCAACCGCAUCGAAAUUGAAGUUUUGUCUGUCGUUGCGCAGCAGAUCUCCGUUAUUCAGCAUGCGCUGCGUUUCCAAAACUUCAAGUUUCUGUUUGAAGGCCACCGCGUGCGCCUCGAUCCGUACUGUGGCAUUUUCAUCACAAUGAAUCCUGGAUAUGCCGGACGAACUGAACUGCCAGACAACCUCACGAGCCUCUUCCGCCCCGUCGCCAUGAUGGUUCCCGAUUUGGUUAUGAUCUGCGAAAUCACGCUCAUGGCCGAAGGCUUCGAGGACGCUCGCGUGCUUUCGAAGAAGAUCAUCACUCUCUAUCAACUGAUGACGCAACAACUGAGCAAACAAGAUCACUACGACUUUGGGCUGCGAGCGAUUCGGGCCGUGUUGAGUCGAGCUGGGCAAAUCCGGCGAAGCGGCGGCGACCAGACAGAACAGGAUGUAUUAAUUCGAGCGAUUUUGGACAUGAAUGCGUCCAGAACUGUGACGGACGACAGUUUCCUCUUCAACGCCUUGAUGUCUGACCUCUUUCCAGAAACGGAUUUGACUCAGUUCCCCAACAGCGACCCAGUGCUGAGGAGGGCACUCGACUGGGCGAUGGAGGCAGACGGCCUGCAGAAGGUCGAUCACAUCGCCGUGAAGGCGACUCAGCUGUUCCUCACCAUGCAGACUCGCCACGGCAACAUGCUCGUGGGGAAGAGUCUCACAGGAAAAACGACAACUUGGAGUAUUCUGCAAAAGGCCCUUUGUCAUCUAAAUGCGACAGGGACUCCAGACUUUGAAGCUGUGAAAACGUGGGUGAUUAACCCAAAAUCUCUCGAUGUGAAUGAGCUAUACGGUCGCUUCAACAUUCAAACUUUGGAGUGGACGGACGGCAUCCUUUCCGCGAUCGUGAGGGAGGUUUGUCAAGACACGCGUCUCACACACAAGUGGAUAAUUCUUGACGGUCCUGUAGACCCCCUCUGGAUCGAAUCGAUGAACUCGCUGCUCGAUGACAACAAGACCUUGACCCUGAUCAAUGGAGACCGUAUCGCCAUGCCUCCGCAGGUGUCUCUUCUCUUUGAAGUCGAGAAUCUCGCAGCAGCGUCGCCUGCCACAGUCAGUCGCGUGGGUAUGGUCUACAUGGACCCGGGUGACCUCGGUUCGGGGGGAGUGCACCGAGUUGGUCCCCAUUACGGAUAUGAACGGGGUGAUUUCCCUUUGCAAGCUCUACGAGGUGUUUGCGGGGCGUCUGACUCCGGAUUUGCAGGGCGAGAAGCAGUUUUCAAUGGUGGAAAAGUGGACCGGUGCAUCCGACAGAUCGAGCCUUCCUUUCCGCCGGGGCACUUGGUCUAUGACUAUUUCCUCAACUACGAGAAACAGGACUGGAAGUUGUGGGAAGACCGCCUGCCAAGCCAGUAUAGGCCCUUCGAGGGGACGCCUUUCCAUAAGAUCAUCGUACCCACGGUCGACGUCUUGAGAAAUGGCCAUGUGCUGAGCGGACUCAUCUUGCACAGAAGACACGCACUCUGCGUCGGGCAGACGGGAACUGGUAAAACGUCUUCGAUUUUGACGACGGUGAUGCAGGAGUUGCCCGAAAGCACUCACGCGACUCUCAUCAUCAAUUUCUCCGCCCAGACUUCGUCGAAGAAAACGCAGCAGAUCAUUGAGGGAAAGCUCGAAAAGCGAGUGAAGGACAAGUACGGACCCCCCGGGAAUAAGCGACUGGCGUGCUUUGUAGACGACUUGAACUUGCCCCGCAAGGACACCUUCGGAUCUCAGCCGCCGCUCGAGCUCCUUCGGCAACUCAUUGACUAUGGCUGCUGGUAUGACAGGGGAAAGCAAACGGUGAAGUAUGUGCAAGACACGCAGAUCUUGGCAGCCAUGGGGCCUCCUGGAGGGGGACGGUCCGUGAUUCCUGCCCGCCUUCAGUCGCGCUUCAACUUACUCAAUUUCACAGAGCCUGACGAGCAGCAGGUCAAGCGAAUCUUCAACACGCUCGCCAUUCAUAAAUUCUCCGAUUUCCGCGAGGACAUUAAGACAAAUGCGGAGAAUUUGGCGACUGCAACGAUUUCCCUCUUCGAACAAGUUCGCGAGCAGUUCCUUCCGAAACCUGACAAGCCCCAUUAUUUGUUCAACAUGCGGGACAUGUCGCGAGUAUUCCAGGGGAUCUACCAGGCUGAGCCGCAUGUGUAUGAAGACAGAGACAGCAUUCUCAGACUAUGGCUCCAUGAGUGCAUGCGUGUGUUUCACGAUCGUCUAGCCUCUGAGGAGGAUCGGGGUGAACUUCUUCACAUUCUUGACGGCGUCCUGGACAAGACGCUACAGAUGGGAGUCAAGGACAUCUGCAGGGCCGAGAAGGAUUUGAUUUUCGUGGCUCUUCCGUUUGACAGCACGCCUGGAGCUGAGGCGUCCUACGACGAAGUAUCCGACAAACAAAUGCUGAAAACUUUCCUCGCAGCCAAGUUGGAGGAAUACAACGAACGCAGCCUGCGCGGCCGCAUGCCUGUGGUGCUCUUCAAGGACGCUAUCGAGCACUGUUGUCGAAUUUUCCGCAUCCUUUGCCUCCCGAACGGACAUGCGACGCUGGUGGGAGUCGGCGGGAGCGGUCGCCACUCUCUUACGCUGUUUGCAUGCUUCCUGGCAGACCACCAGUGCUUCCAAAUCGAGGUGAAUCGAGACUACGGCCACCCCGAGUUCCAGGAAGACCUAAAGAAACUGUACAAUGCAACAGGCGUGGACGGCAAACGCACCACCUUCCUUCUCUCCGAUGCGAAUAUUCUGAGCGAGUCGUUUAUUGAAGAUGUGCACAACAUGCUGAGUUCCGGAGAGGUCUCGAAUCUCUUCACCACCGACGAGUUUUCUGCGAUUUCUGCGGAGCUGGAAAAAGCAGCCAGGGCCGCGGGAGUUAAUCCUUCUAAUAGAGACGCCAUGCACGAUUUCUUCUUGUCGCGAGCCCGAGAAAACCUCCACAUUGUUUUCUGCGUCCGCCCCAUCGGGCAGCAGCUUCGAGACUACUGCAGAAACUAUCCGGGCGUCGUGAACAAUACAACCAUCGACUGGUUCUUUCCUUGGCCCGAAGACGCUCUCACUGAAGUUGCAGCGACGUUCUUGGUCGACUCGACAGUUGAAGUGGAGCACCGCCAAAGUAUCACGCAAGUCGUUUCUGCUGCUCACGCCUCGGUCAUAGCUGAGUCGGAGAGAAUGUUUGCAGAAAUGAAGAGACGAAACUACGUCACCCCAACGAAAUUCCUCGAAUUAGUUCAGGGGUACAUCCGCCUGUAUCGGGAAAAGACAGAAGAAGUUCAGGAACUCGUUCACAAGCUCACAGUGGGUCUGCACAAACUCGUCGAGACGCGCGCACAGGUUGAAGUCAUGGGAACCGAAUUGGAGAGAAAGAAGGAGAUCGUUGCGAAGAAACAAACAGAGUGUCAAGACCUCUUGGUUGUCAUUGUGGAGAAGCGAAGCGUUGCAGAUGAACAGAAAAAACAGGUCGAAGCGGACAGCGACCGAAUUAGCAAAGAAGAAGUCGAAACGAAAAUCCUCUCCGAAGACGCACGGCGCGACCUCGCAAAGGCCAUGCCUGCACUCGAGGCAGCCAUCGAUGCUCUCGAAAAACUCGACAAAAAGUCCGUCGCUGAGGUCAAAGCAUAUACCAAGCCUCCAGACCUCGUCGUCAAGACGAUGGCAGCCGUGAUGACAGUGAUGGAGAAGACGCCUUCCUGGGCGCAAGCGAAAGUGGAGCUUAACGACCCCAGUUUCCUCACUAAAGUCAAGAACUUUGACAAAGAUUCGAUCUCGAAUAACACUCUGAAGAAAAUCGAGAAAUUCACGAAAGACCCCACGUUUGCGCCCAACAAUGUGCUAAAGGUAUCCAGAGCCGCGGGCGCCCUCUGCAUGUGGGUGCAUGCCAUGCAAAUGUAUGCGGAAGUUUAUCGUGAGGUUGAGCCCAAGCGGCUGCGGCUCCGACUGGCUGAGGAACAACUGGAAAAGAAACAGAUGGAUCUUUUGGCCUCCACACAGAGACUCCAGGAUAUUCAGCAGCGUCUGGAAGAGCUGAAAGACCAGUACAACGCCUCAAUUCGGACCAAGGACGAGCUGAACGCGUCUGCAGAGGAAUUAAAACUGAAGAUGGAACGCGCAGAAAGUCUGAUUGCUGGACUCGCCGGAGAGCGCGACAGGUGGGAGAUCUCUCUCGCUCAAAGCACGGAGAAGUUGAAGGCGCUCCCGGGCGAUUGCUUGGUUGCCGCAGCGUUCAUGGCCUACGCUGGACCCUUCAACGCCGACUACCGGAAGCGCCUUGUCACGCAAAGCUGGGUGCCGCUGGUGAGCACCUUCAACAUUCCGCACAAUCCGAAUUUUGACUUUGCGGAUUUUCUGGCGAGACCGAUCGAUGUGCGACAGUGGAAUCUCCAAGGACUUCCCUCGGACCGUUUCUCGACAGAAAACGGCGUCUUGGUGACAAUGUCUCGGCGCUGGCCGCUGAUGAUCGAUCCUCAGAACCAGGCGACAAAAUGGAUUCGCCGACUCGAGGCCGCAAACGACCUGAGGCUCGUCGACCCUGAGACAAGAAACUACAUGCGAGUCAUCACCACGGCUGUUGAAAAUGGGAAGCCGCUUCUUAUGGAGAGAGUGCAGAACGGGAUAGACCCUUCUCUCGAGUCGCUUCUCGCUCAGAGAAUCACUGAUGUCGGAGGAUCACCCUCAAUCAGGAUAGGAGACGUUGUCGUUCGGUACAAUACGAACUUCAGAUUCUACCUAACAACCAAAAUGUCAAAUCCGCACUUCAUGCCCGAGAUCGCCUCGAGUGUCAAUCUUGUCAAUUUUAUUGUCAAAGAAGAUGGUCUAACGGCUCAACUUCUGGCCAUUGUGGUCAUGAAAGAAGAGCCGAGGUUAGAAGAGCAGAAGAAUGAACUGGUGGUGAGCCUCGCAGAAGGCCGGCGUCGACUUCAAGACUUGGAGGACGAAAUCCUGAGACUCCUGACGAACUCGCAAGGAUCACUUCUCGACGAUGUGGAGUUGAUCACGGCACUGCAGGAGUCAAAGUCCAUUGCAGGAGAAGUCACUCGGCAAAUUGAAGUUUCGGAGCAAACCAUGCAGAAAAUUGACCAGGCGAGAGACGCUUACAAGCCCUGCGGUAUUCGUGCGUCGGUGCUCUUUUUCGUCCUUCAUGACUUGAUCGUCGCAGAUCCCAUGUACCAGUUUUCGCUCGAUUCGUACGUCGAGUUGUUUGUUUCAAGCAUCGAAAAAACUAAGGAAGACAACGCCAUGACGACUUCUGUCGAGGAGCACGUACAAAUACUCAACAGCUACCAUACAGUCGCAGUCUACAGGAACGCGUGUCUAGGUUUAUUCGAGAAACACAAGCUGCUGCUGAGUCUGCAUUUGACUACAAGUAUUCUUCAGUCUCGAGGCCAACUAAACAGAGAAGAGUACCAGUUCCUUCUGACGGGAGCGAGCGUAGCCGAUCGAAGGAACCAAGAGCAAAAUCCAGACCCCGACUGGAUCAGCGAGAGCGUCUGGGACAGCAUUUGCGAACUGAGCAAAUUGCAGAACUUCCAAGGGUUCCAGACGUCGUACGAGCAAAGUCUGAGAGAUUGGCGGAAGUGGUACGCGACAGUGGAACCGGAGAGAGAGUCGCUUCCUGGAGAGUGGCAGACACGGCUGGACUCGCUCCAGAGACUGUUGAUUAUUCGAUCUCUGAGACCAGAUCGUUUCCUUCCUGCGGCAACGCGCUUCAUUGCCGAGACCAUGGAUGGGCGCUUCGUCGACUCGCCACCCCUGAAUUUGGAGGCGGUUUUUAACGCCUCAAAGAACACCAUUCCUCUCAUUUUUGUGCUCUCGAAAGUCGACCCAACAGGUCAACUCAUGGCGCUCGCCUCAGCGAAGAACGUUCAGGCGAUCGCCGUCGCCCUCGGGCAAGGGCAAUCUGCUCGCGCCGAGAAACUGAUUCGAGAAGGUGCUCGCCACGGCUUCUGGGUCUUCCUCGCAAAUUGCCAUCUCGCUCUCUCUUGGCUUCCGACCAUGGAGAAGAUAAUAGAAGAAGUGACGGAAUCCGAUCCUCACGAAAACUUUCGUCUCUGGCUCUCUUCCGAACCCCAUCCUGACUUUCCCAUUGCUCUGCUUCAGCGGUCCACGAAAAUCACUACGGAGCCUCCAAAGGGGCUGAAGUCGAAUCUGCAGCGACUUCUGCUUCAGCACACCGACGAGGACUUGAACAGAGUGAAAUGCGGGGACGAUCGGUACCGCCGUCUGUUUUUCGCUCUGUGUUGGCUACAUGCUGUUCUCCUCGAAAGGCGGAAAUUCAAGAGCGUCGGGUGGAAUGUACCCUACGACUUCAACGAUUCGGAUUUCCUUGUUAGCGACAACAUCCUCUCCAUUUAUGUCGAACAGUACAGCAACGACAUGCCGUGGGAGGCCCUUAGAUACAUGAUUGCUGACGCGUGCUACGGGGGUCGAGUCACAGACGACAAAGACCUUCGCUUGCUUCGGGUCUACUGCGCCGACUUCUUCUGUCCACAAGCUCUUCAACCAGAUUUCAGCUUCUCCAGCUCAGGCACGUACUACAUUCCUGAAGAUACAACUCUGACUGGACUGUCGAAUUACGUGCGGGACCUCUCUGUCAUAGAUCCACCAGAAGCCUUCAGUCAACAUGUCAACGCAGAGAUUUCCUCCCAGAUCGCAGACGCAGAGAGUCUCCUGUCAACGCUUUUGCUUCUUCAACCUCCCGGCACGACCGUGCAGUCAGCUGGAGGAGCUGGAAAGCCUGAGGACCAGGUCUACAGAAUCUGCGAGACAGUUGAGCAGGAGUGGCCAGCAGACAUCGACUACCCGCUUAUUGUCGCUCGCGGGGAAGGCGAUGUCUCGCCUCUACGGGUUGUUCUCCUUCAGGAGGUUCAGCGAUUCAACAGGCUGCUUCAGUUCGUUCGUGAAUCUCUCGGAUCCUUGAAGAAAGGCUUAGUGGGUCUUGCGGUGAUGUCUGACGAGGUGGAACUGGUGAUGCAGGCUCUCGAGAAGAGCAAAGUUCCCGAGGCGUGGAAGUUCGCCUACCCCUCUGUGAAAUCGCUCUCCAGCUGGGUUCUCGACCUGAAAGAACGAGUCGAGUUCAUGAGUAAAUGGGGGCUGGAAAGGAUCCCGAAAGUUUUUUGGCUUGGCGGGUUCACCUAUCCGAGUGGCUUCUUAACUGCAUUGCUCCAGCAGUUCGCGCGCCGAAACACUCUCUCCAUCGACACGCUAAACUUUGACUUUCUUGUUCAGACGACUGGAGAUGAGAACCAAAUAGCUCAACCGCCUAAGGAGGGAGCGUAUAUCAAGAAAAUGUACCUUGAAGGUGCAAGCUGGAACUGGGAGAGCCACUGCCUACGAGACUCAGAGCCAAUGAAGCUGAUCACAGAUAUGCCUAUCAUCCAUUUCAAGCCUGUGGCAAGAAGACGCGCUACUACAGAGACGACGUACAUGUGUCCUCUGUACAUGUAUCCGAUCAGAACUGGCACGAGAGAGCGACCGUCAUUAGUGACUAUAGUCGAGCUGAAAUCUGGAGGUGUUGAUUCGUCUUUCUGGGUAAAGAGAGGGACUGCAUUGCUUCUCUCGAAGUCCGACUGA